UCAAGUGUGAGAACUGUCCCUGGCCAAACAGAAUCUGUGAGUGUCGUCUCGCCGUAGUUAUUUCGCGUGGCUCGCAUCCUCAGUUCGCUUGAUCCAGACGCCGCUGGAGACGCAAACGUAGGAAAAUCGCGUCGGUUUGCCCAGCUUCCAUCGGUUGAUCAUACGACCAGCCGUCGCUCGAGCUCGCUCUCAUGGUGAACAAGGUGGUGGAGGUGAAGCUGAGUGCGGCAGAGGAGCAGGAGAAAUGGCUGGCCGAUGCGCUCAACGUUGUCAAGCAGCAGGCUUUCUACAUGCGCCGAGCGCUGGACUCUGGCAAUCUGCGAGAAGCCCUCAAGUACUCCGCCCAGAUGCUCUCUGAGCUGCGCACCUCCAAGCUCGCCCCACAGAAAUAUUACGAGCUCUACAUAGUGGUGUGUGGCGAGCUGCAGAACCUGGAGGCGUUCUUCUGGGACGAGCACAAGAUGCGCGGCCGCAGCUGCGUGGACCUCUACGAGCUCGUGCAGCAUGCAGGCAACAUCGUGCCCAGGCUGUACCUGCUGUGCACGGUGGGGGCGGUGUACAUCCGCAGCAAGGAGGGGCCAGCCAAGGAGGUGCUGAGCGACCUGAGCGAGGUGUGCAAGGGCGUGCAGCACCCCAUCCGAGGGCUCUUCCUGCGGGCCCACCUCACCCAGUGCAGCCGCGACAAGCUGCCCGACACUGGGUCGGAGUACGAAGGGGAAGGCGGCACGGUGGAGGAUGCGGUGGAAUUCCUUCUGCAGAACUUCACAGAGAUGAACAAGCUGUGGGUGCGCAUGCAGCAUCAGGGCCCCGCCACCGAGAGGGAGAAGCGCGAGCAGGAGAGGAGGGAACUCAGGGACUUGGUGGGCAAGAACCUGCAUCUGCUGAGUCAGCUGGAGGGGGUGAAUCUGGACAUGUACAAGACGCUCGUGCUGCCACGCAUACUCGAGCAGAUUGUGAACUGCAGGGACGAGAUCGCGCAGCAGUACCUCAUGGACUGCCUCAUUCAAGUCUUCCCAGACGACUUCCACCUCAACACCCUCGAGACCCUCCUGGGGGCGUGCCCUGAGCUGCAGCCCACUGUGGAUGUGCGCACCAUCAUGUCUCAACUCAUGGACCGGCUAUCCACCUUCAUGGAUAAGAACCCCGAUGCCUUGCCGCAUUUCCUAGAGGUUGAUGCCUUUGCCAAGUUCAACUCGGCAGUCAGCAAGGUCAUGGAGGCGCAGACGGAGAUGCCUCUAAAGGGCGUGGUCAGUCUGCAUCUGGCGCUGCUGCAGUUUGUGCUGCGGGUGCACCCCGACAGGCUGGACUACAUCGACCAAGUGCUGGCUGCAUGCGUGGGGAUCUUAGACGCAAGGCGGCAGACCAAGGACAGCCCUACCACGAAGCAGCUGGUGGCGCUGCUGUCGUCAGCGCUGGACAAGUUUGGCAAGGGCGGGGUGAUGACGGUGCUGCAGCUGCCGCACUACGCACGGGUCAUGGGGCACCUGGACCACGAGACCAAUAAGAGCAUGGCGGUGGUUAUCAUUCAGAACAUGGUCAAACAUGAGACCACCAUUGGGGACCCGGAGAAGGUGGAGUGUCUGCUGAGCCUCGUCCGGCACCUCACGCAAGACAUGGACGGUGUGCCACCAGUGGAUGAGCUGGACAUGGACGAUUUCUCCGAGGAGCAGAAUCUUGUGGCUCGCCUUGUGCACCUGCUGGUCAAUCCCGACCCUAGAAUACAGUUCCAGAUUCUCUCCAUCAUUCGCACGCACCUCUUCAAGGGCGGACAGUCCAGACUCCGCUUCACCAUCCCCUCGCUUGUCUUCUGCUCGCUGCAGCUGGUGCACCAGCUGCUAGCCCAGGGCAUCACAGGGGCGGAUCAAGCACUGGCAGCAGCGGGGGCAGCAGCGAGCCAAGCAGCGCUGGCAGCUGCAGCAGCGGGGGAGGGGGCUGUCACUCCGCUCACUCUCUUCCUCUUCCUGCACAAGGUGGUGGAGUCUCUCUCCGAGUUUGUGCCUCCUCUGGCCCUCAAGCUGGCUCUAGAGUGCGCUCAGGUGGCCAGUGCGUGUGGACUGGAGCCCAUCGCCUAUGACCUCUUCACCCUCGCGUUUGUCAUCUAUGAGGAGGAGAUCUCGGACUCCAAGGCGCAGGUGACUGCGCUGCACUUGAUCAUAGGAACGCUGCAGCGCUGCCACGUCUUCUCAGAAGAGAACAGAGACACGCUCACACACAAGGCCACAGGGUAUUCUGCCAAGCUGCUAAAGAAAGCAGACCAGUGCCGCGCUGUAUGCGCCUGUGCACACCUGUUCUGGAGCGACGAGGAGGAUGGGCCCAGGGAUGGCGAGAGGGUGGUUUUGUGCUUGAAACGGGCGCUCAAGAUUGCCAACGCAGCGGCUCAGCAGCUCUCUGCCGCUGCUAGAGUGCCCGGUUCCCAUGUCGUGCUGUUAGUGGAAAUCCUCAACAAGUACCUGUACUUCUUUGACAAGGGCAACCCCCACGUGACCCCUGUGGUGCUCCAGGGGCUCAUAGAGCUCAUCAACUCCGAGCUGGCCAUGGACGGCGCUACAGUGGAUGCUACAGUGCACGGUUUCUAUCGUGCCACACUCGCGCAUAUCAGGGAUCAGAAGCACAAGGCGGGUGCUGUAGGGGAGAAAUACUCAGAGAUCCAGAUAUGAGAUGGUAGGAGUGCUACAGUGGAUGCUACAGUGCACGGGUCCUAUUCCGGCGCAUCUUAGAGGUCAGGAGGAGCACAAACUAAGUAGGGGUUGGUAUUCAAGAGAUUCAAAUAUGAUUGGAUGUUUGUAUUAAAAAAGGUAUAUGUCCUUAUGUAAAAAAACCCUUCCUGUAGU
Closterium sp. NIES-67 is the source of this 2831-nucleotide messenger RNA. NCBI's taxonomy places the organism in Eukaryota, Viridiplantae, Streptophyta, Zygnematophyceae, Desmidiales, Closteriaceae. The record is from the annotation of a GenBank genome assembly.